AUGUUUCCGGAACUGGAUCAGAGGACUCAAAGAGCUCCGCUUUCGCUUUUCUGUCCGCUUUCUCUUCUCAAGGAAGGCGCUCGUGGUAUUUCGACCACCGAGAAUAUAAGUAAUGGAAACCUUUGCGUGGUAGUUUAGGGCCCGUAUAUAAUUGAUUGUCCAUAUCUAUGGCCGCGAAAAAUGAAAGCUAGCUCGAAAUUUCAUUCAAAAUAUCAGUUGGUGAUAAAAAUAAAUCAUGAUGAAGUUAAGAUUGGUAAUGUCGAAAAAAUAAACUUGUUACGCAAAUAGUGGAAUCGACAUUGGAAAGUUUUCGAAGAAAGUUUCACGUUCUUCCCUUACCGAAAUGGUUUGAUAUUCAGAAAGAUCGUAAACUCUCGCAACAUUGUAAAACGAGUCAGAAAGCAGCAAAUCAUUGGCGCGGAGAGCUUAAAAAUCCCGUUAAUCCGAUUUUUAGAUGGGUGGUCUGCCAGCUAAGCUAUUACAUGAAAGUAAGAGAUUUUUUUUGAUUUUUUAAAAAUAAACGGAGCAAAAUUUUAUUGAACUAGAAAACUUUCUAUAAAUAUUUUUUUUCAAAGAGGUCUUCCUAUGCAGUCUUUGGUCUUUGAGCUAUGUGGCCCAAGCCUCGAAGAAAUCCGACUUUUAAAAAUUUUGGCGAAUGAAUAAUAUAGUUUGAACGUUUACAAACAAGACAAGAUGGAGCAAGGGUUUGGAGGGUUCUUUUUGCUCACUAGAAGUAAAUUGGUUUCUCAUUCAAACUGAAAUGGAAGUUCGAAACUGAACUUUUUACCUUUCGAAUGAGAAAAGGAUUGGCAUUACUCCCGAAAUGAUGAGAAGUAUGUUGAUCCUCCCACUUUUAUCUGAAAAAUUUCAAUAUAAUGAAUGUUUUUAAGUUAUCUCAGAAGAUACCUCAGUAAUUCAUUAAUUUAUCAACUUCCUAGUAAAGGAGAGAACACACACAAAAGUUUCAACCCGAUUUUCGACGACCGGUUGGCGCGUCUUCAGCUCGGCGGCACAGUAACACCGAGGCUCCACCCCCUUUGGACAGCAGCCGAGGUAUAAAAUAUCGGCUUGUUGUAACUCGGAUUGUCGUUCAGCCAUCUACUGCAAUGAUAUCCGUCCUUUUUGCUAUCUGUGCUGCUUUGCCAGUUACUUACGCUGUAAGUCAUUUAUUUGCCUUGAAAUUUGUCAAAGAAGCAUUAUCUUGAUUUGAAUUAGAAAUGCAUAAAUUUCGUCCUAGUUUUUAAGCUCUUCUACCCACUUUUUGACAAAUUCUUCCUUUUCUCUUAUCUAAAAAGGAUGAAACGUAUCCUUCAGUGCGUGGCCAGCGGAACCUGCGGUCUUGGACCCUGCUUCAAUCCGAUACCGCCUAUCACGCCGCCGUGUGCCAGUAGCGGUACGUUUUCCUAGCGACGGUCACUUCGCAAAAGCUUACUGAAUUGUUCCAAAAAUCAUAUAUAGAAUAAUCAAGAUCUACAGAAAAGUAAGUGAGACUUUUAUAAAGUUUAUUUCAAGUCUCCUCUCAAUUUAUAAAGUUUAAACCCAGCUUUUAGAGUAGAAAAAUUCAUCGCAAGAGCUCAUUUCCAAAUCUUGUAAAUUUUCCCACAGUCUUAACACGAUGUAACGCUUUGAAAUAAUUUUCUGGGGUAAGUUUCUUUUCAGAAACUUAGGCUGCCUAUUACUUUUAUGAAAGGUAAAAGGCAAGCUUGAUCCGAAUUCGAAGUGAAAAAAAGUUAAAAUAUAAAACUUUUAGGAAGUCUAUAUUUCCUGAUCACAGGCAUUCAGGCUGCGGCGUGGGAUUCUCGUGCGGUUCCUACGGAUGUUACCGGACUAAGGCCAGAGUUCACGGCGCCGGAACUCGGCAGGCUGGACCUGUGCUUUUCGGUGCCGACCGUUUCUCACAGUUCCGCAAGCAGACUGCGGCAAGUUUUUUUUGUUUUUUGAUGUCUAAAAUAUCUUUCGUUAUGAACGAAAAGUACCACUCACCUUGAAAAGUUUUUAUUUCUUUCAAUUUGCAAUCAGUCAGAUAUAUAUCAAGUUAGAACUUUCUGCUUCCGUAUGAGCUGACAUUGGUUUUUUCUCCGUGGAACUUAAGCCCGCAGUACGAGAUUUUAUGCGAUAUUUACUCUGUUGAAGUUACAACAAAAACUCGCGAAAACGUGUAAGGGAAACGAGCGAGUGACCACAUGGCGGUUUAAUCCCGCCGGUUUGCAACCGCAACCGUCGAUGCGUGGCACAUUCUGCGCAACGACAUCCGGUCGCCGAGUGAGGACAACGGUUCAGCCAAACCAGUUGCUUUCAAUACUUGGCUUUCAAUUACUUCAUUCCGCGCUCUUUCUGUAGGAGCUUUCUUAUCUGAAGUUUUCAUCGACAAAUGAUCAAAUCAACUAAAAAUUUUCCAAUAAGUCAUACAAAUUUGGAGAAUUUCCGAGGGACACCUUUUUAGAAGCUCUUGAAUAUCCAUCAAAGAAUCAAAUAAUUUUUUGUUAUGUAAUUCAGUCCAUUCGGCUCCUGAGAAAAAAAAAUGGAAAAACUUGGCAUGAAAAGGCCCCAUGUUUUUUUCCAAUUUCAGUCAGAGCCUUAUCUUGUUUGCUCAUGAACCAAACUUUUUCAGGAUCCCAACGCUCUUUUCAUGCAAUGCUGUGAACAGAGAGGUCUUCCAGACGCUUGUCUCCAGAAAUGCACAUUCAACACAUACUCAAAAGACGCGGUGAGAGACAGCUUCUCAAAGAAUCGAAAAGAGGAGUUUCAGCUGACCAAGAUGUACUUCCGACAAGACGCCUGUCCACUGGCCGCCUCGGCUGAGAUCCAAUUCUGCGCCGCCCAGGGACGGGACCAUACGAGUUGCUGUGUUCGCAACGGGGUCGCCACAACUCUCGCCGGAGACAAAGUACGUUGCCACAAUUUGAUAGUUGCAUAGUUUUUGCCUCUCAUUUUUACAUUCAUUAAGCUCAGCGUAUGGUUUUGUUAUAACCGAAUAUUAAGCUUUAGGGAAAAUUUGUGGGCUUUGAAAGACAAAAUUAAAGUUCAAAAUCGACUAAGGCGUACAUCAGAAGUCUCUUCGGCACUGAUCAACCUCGUAAAGAAAAAACAAGUUCAAAAAUGAAUAAAUUUCCUAUUCCUUAUCUAACUGUUUUGUAUGAUGGAUUAAAUCAAAUAUUUCACGAAACUUCACAGACUGUCAAAAGUUAUCCUUUUUUAUAUACGACAGCACUUUUGAACCAUUUUUACAUCCCUUCAAAAAUGCUCAAAUCGAAAGUAAAAGUAAAAAAUCGAGUCAAAUAGCUAGACCGGUGUAAAUUGAGACUCUGGACUACUUGGUCGACGUGGCGCACGAUUUCAACUGUCUGAUUUCAGUGUCUGACGUUUUGCGACCAGCGACCAGGCAACGUCACACUUCUCGAUUAUUCCUACAUUUCGUGCUACGACCGAUUCGAAAACAUGAAGGCCUGCUUUUGGCAGGACGCUUCCCAACGCUCCAAAUAA
Messenger RNA from Caenorhabditis auriculariae, 3483 nucleotides. NCBI's taxonomy places the organism in Eukaryota, Metazoa, Nematoda, Chromadorea, Rhabditida, Rhabditidae. The record is from the annotation of a GenBank genome assembly.